AUGAUUAGUUAUUUGAGGUCGCUAAUAUUCUCAGUGCAUGAUCAAAAUCCACACCAGAUUUCUAAAAACAAGUCGGGCGGUGAGGAUGGUAGCGCAGAUGGCGGUUGUGAUCGAGCCGAAGUGAGUAGGAUAUUUGUGCAGUGUGAAAAGAAUCGUCCAAAGAUUGUAACUGACUUCGGGUGUUCUCUCAGGAGUUCUGAUGGUAAACAUUCUUUGAUUGAGGUAGAUUGGUCUGGACUAGGUUGGAAGGCUGGAUUCAGAAACCAUGACGUAAUCAAGAUAGUGAAUGGUGCAAAGGUGAAGGGUGUUGGCCAUCGAUCUCUUCUUACUCAUCUACAAAAACUUGGAAGAACGUGUACUAUGCUAAUCAAGCGUAAAGUGGAGAACAAGAAGCAUUUCUAUUGGAUAGCUUUUAAAGUUGGAGUGGAGGCAGGCGAUGAACCCAUUAUAGCCAAAAAGGCAAGACAAAGUGCUGGUCAACAUAUCCAGUCGGUCGAUGAGUUCGAGUCGAUGUUGCCGGCUUGGGCCAAAUGGUUCUCUAAAUCAUUUCCAGUACAGCAUCAAUGUUGCCAGCCUAUUAUGAUACAGGUGGAACCGAAAGAAGGAUCAGUUUUUAAUCUUGGAUACUUUGCCACUCUUGGUAGUAUUGAACCGGAAUUCACAAAAGAACCAUUUCGAUUGAACAUGCAUAUAUAUGAAUCAAUAUAUGACAAUGUAAAAGAACAGAUUGUUGCAUUUUCUGCCAUACCUAAACGAAGAGCACCCGACCUCGGUGGUACAGGCUGCCUCGAUAUGAGUGAUGAUGACGACGACGACGACAACCACGUCCACGAGGAUGUUGACGACACUGAGAAAGAAGUCUGCCUGUCUGGCGAUAGCGAGGGGCCAUUGAAGCUAGUCCCCCUUGAAGAUUUCAUGACUGGUACGAGGAAGAUUAUUCUUAACUCGGAGAUGUUUGGUCGUUUGUUGUGCUCUGAUGGAUCAUUCUCGAUAUCUACUUUAAAUGAAAAAGAAAAGUUAUACGUGUAUUACUCGAAUGCCAACGUAUAUCUUGGAGAAAAGGGUUCUACUUUCACUGAAGGCGACCUGGAAGGCCAACUGUAA
Lytechinus variegatus (green sea urchin) is the source of this 1104-nucleotide messenger RNA. RefSeq lists its product as uncharacterized. The record is from RefSeq and is a predicted model, not a curated record. The transcript has 7 exons. NCBI's taxonomy places the organism in Eukaryota, Metazoa, Echinodermata, Echinoidea, Temnopleuroida, Toxopneustidae. Gene Ontology annotation, molecular function: protein binding. Bases 1 to 1104 code for a protein of 367 amino acids.